This is a messenger RNA of Aethina tumida (small hive beetle), 1346 nucleotides long. RefSeq names its product lipase 3. The transcript is spliced from 7 exons. Bases 21 to 1337 code for a protein of 438 amino acids. Gene Ontology annotation, molecular function: hydrolase activity, acting on ester bonds. The record is from RefSeq and is a predicted model, not a curated record. Lineage: Eukaryota; Metazoa; Arthropoda; Insecta; Coleoptera; Nitidulidae.
UUAAAAUUGGUAAAUUUAUAAUGAUUAAAACUUUAUUUAUUGGAUGUGGAGGUUCAUUUAAAAAACCGUACAAGGUCCACAACAAUAUUGUAAACAGUCUCAAAAUAUAUCUUACAAUGAAGUGGUUCGCAUGUGUUUUAUUUGGUCUGUUGAUGGGAAAUGCACAUUUGUUACUGAAGCCUCACCCUGAUAUUGAUCUAUCAAUAGGCGAUUUAAUGGCAAAAUACGGCUACCCUUUAGAAAAAUAUACAAUAGAAACGGAAGACGGAUACAUUCUGACAACCUUCCGAAUUCCACACGGAAAAAAUUCAACCGUUGUGGGUACCCCGAUCCUUUUUGUACCUGGAACGGGUGGUUGUUCCGAAAACUUUUUGAUUUUGGGUGAGAACGAUGCGAUCGCCUAUUAUUUAGCCGAUCGAGGCUUCGACAUUUGGCUCAUGAACCAGAGGGGCACCACUCAUUCAAGGAAACACAAGUUUCUGGACGCCACAAAAGACCCAGAAUAUUGGGAAUUUGGAUGGCACGAGGUUGGAGUGUAUGACAUACCAUCGAACAUAGAUUUUAUUUUGAACGUGACUAAACAUGAGAAACUGAUUUAUAUAGGACACUCGCAAGGAACGACUACUUAUUUCGUAACGACCUCAGAUAAACCAGAAUACAACGAAAAAAUUAUCGUAGGUGUUCAAUUCGCCAUGGCCAUGUUUCUGAAGGACUUGCACGUGCCCUUUAUGGAUUUCGCAGGGAAAUAUCAUAGGGAAAUCCAAGCAAUUUUGAAGAUUUUGAACAUAAGAUACAUAAUGCCAGACAACGAAGAAUUUUUGUCAAGUCUAAAAGUAUUUUGUGGCCUAGAAAAUUGGACUGCGGAUUUAUGCGGGAAAAUUUUAAAUCUUUUGGGUGCCGAGGAUUUGUCCUUUUACAGCUUUAACAAUACAUUUACCCCGAUAAUAUUCAGAAAUGCUCCUGCAGGUGCUUCAGUCAGGCAAUUAAUUCAUUACUUUCAAAUGAUGGAAACCGGAGAAUUUACACACUACGAUUAUGGACCAGAUAAAAACUUACAAGUAUACAAUUCCGUUUACCCUCCAUUGUACGAUUUAUCUAAGUGCACCGCCCCAGUUGCAAUAUUUGAAGGAAAAGCAGACUUUGAAACAACGGAUGAAGCGAGACUGAAAUAUUUUCGUGAAAUACCAAACAUAAUUUACUACUAUCAGAUUAAAGAUGACCAUUUUCAUCAUGCAGACUUUAUUUGGGGGAAUAAUGUUAAAGAACUGGUUAAUAAACCUGUUUACAAAUUUUUAAAGCGGAUGGAUAAAAGAUACAGAAGAAGACUGUUAAAUUAAGGCGAUUAA